Messenger RNA from Solanum tuberosum (potato), 1113 nucleotides. RefSeq names its product zinc finger MYM-type protein 1-like. Bases 1 to 1113 code for a protein of 370 amino acids. The transcript is spliced from 2 exons. NCBI's taxonomy places the organism in Eukaryota, Viridiplantae, Streptophyta, Magnoliopsida, Solanales, Solanaceae. The record is from RefSeq and is a predicted model, not a curated record.
AUGGAUUCAUAUCCUCCUACUGAAAUUGGAAAAAGAAUGCGCCAAUUUUGUAAAAGUUGGUUUGAAGGUCCAUAUUCUAAAUGGUUGGAGUAUAGCGUGGAGAAAGAUUAUGUCUAUUGUCUAUGUUGUUAUUUAUUCAAAGAUGAUUUCUUCCAUGAAAGUACGAGUGAGUUUUACACAAAAACUGGUUUUAGGAGUUGGAAUAGGGCACUUGAAAGGUUCCGUAAACAUGUUGGUGAUGUUAAUAAUAUUCAUGACAAAUGUUUCAACAAGAUGCUAGAUUUGUCAAAUCAUCAUCAAUCAAUUCAAGUUGUUCUUGACAAACAUUCUCAAAAGUUAAAAAAUGAGUAUCAAAUGCGUUUGGAAGCCUCAAUUGAUGUGUCAAGGCUUCUUUUGCAAUAUGGAUUACCUUUUCGAGGUCAUGAUGAAAGUGAUUCUUCAACUAAUCAAGGCUUCUUUCUAGGAUGUUUGCGAUGGCAUGGGGACAAACAUCGGGAUGUGGGAAAAGUGAUAUUAGAAAAUGACCCACAAAAUGACACUUUGACUUGUCCUAUGAUUCAAAAAGAUAUUGACAAUGCUUGUGCAAAAGAAACAUUGAAAGCAAUAAUUGAGGACUUGAAUGGAGAUUACUUUGGUAUAUUAGUUGAUGAGUCAAAAUACAUCUCUCACAAAGAACAAAUGGCUCUUGUUUUGCGUUCUGUUAAUAAGAAUGGUGAAGUAGUUGAACGAUUUAUCUAUCUUGUCCAUGUUAGUGAUACAUCGUCAUGUUCAUUGAAGAAAGCAAUUUAUUCUUUGCUUUCCGUUCACUCACUAAGUCCAUCCAAAAUACAUGGACAAGAUCAAGAUAUUGUUAAUGCCAUGGAGUUUCUUAAUAUUACAAAGAAAAGAUUACAAGAUAUGAGGGAAAAUGGAUGGGAAUCUUUGUUGGAUGAUGUUUCCUCAUUUUGUGAUGUGCAUGAUAUCUUGAUUCCCAAGUUGGAUGAGUCUUAUUUUCCCGAAAAACGUAAGUCUUCGGGUGUUAGUUAUGCGCAACACUUACGUGUUGAAGUCUUUGUUGUUGUCAUUGAUAUGCAACUUCAAGAGCUUAAUAACCGUUUUGAUGUUAGUGAGUAG